This is a messenger RNA of Malaya genurostris, 2536 nucleotides long. RefSeq lists its product as uncharacterized. Gene Ontology annotation, molecular function: protein binding; histone acetyltransferase activity. Lineage: Eukaryota; Metazoa; Arthropoda; Insecta; Diptera; Culicidae. Gene Ontology annotation, cellular component: transcription factor TFIIIC complex. The transcript has 3 exons. Gene Ontology annotation, biological process: transcription initiation at RNA polymerase III promoter. The record is from RefSeq and is a predicted model, not a curated record. Bases 470 to 2515 code for a protein of 681 amino acids.
UAAUAUUAGGGUUGUCUAACUUAAUUCCUUCAGAUUUCCGAACUCGAAACUGUUGGUACUCUGGAGUUCAUAUUGAUUCGGAAUUCAUACCGAAAUCCACAUGAAAUUCAGAACGUAAGUUUCCGGCACUCUCGGAUAUGAUUCGGAACUCAUUACAAACUGGUACGGUAGCUUGAAGCAUCCGACUGAAAACGAAGGGAAGAUAUGGCAAUUUCUUUAUGGGGACUGAGUUUUCAGAAACUUUUCAAUCGAAAUAUUUCAUACAGGCGUAGUGGGUUUGACACAACCCUGCAUAAAAGGGCAAAAUGUCAAAAUAAUCUCCAAAUUCAUGAAUUUGUAUUCGCUUCGAAAAUGCAUUUAAUAUAUUCCUAGCCAAAGGUUAACAUACGUUCAAUUAUUAGUUCCUGUCCGAAAGCGCGUAUCAUUUGAUUUAAGUCAGGUGUUUUAAACUGAGCUUACCUCAAACAAAAUGGAAAUGCUAGAAUUCGCCAGUAUUCAACUUCCGGAGCAAGUUACCCUACCUUUCGCGAUUUCCUGCUCCGCUGGGUAUCACGUGGUAUCAGCAAAGGGUUACAUAGAAAUCUUGCAGCUGAAGUACAAACAUAUCAACGAGGACUCCACACUGAAUUACUGCAUAGAUCGUAUCGAGUGUUCCAAAUUAAAACCAACCGGACGAAUCGCUACGAAAGAAAGUGCGCUAUAUAACAACAGCACUCGCGAGGAACGAAUCAAACUCAUGCUCGAUCAAACUAUCAUUCCGAAUGUUGCCACAUUGUAUACAAAUAUAGUAAUGGCCGUUGCUUCUCCUCCUGGAAUUCUGGAGGAUUACUCUAGUUGUUUGAUAAGCCAUUUGACUAACCUAGGUCAGCUGACGUUACAUCGACUUAACAAAGAUUCUAACGAAUGGGUUCCGUAUAUUGACGCAUCUGCAGUUUGGCUGGCGCACAUUUACGAUGACCGACUUGUUCUGAAUUUUGAUCGUAUGCAGUCAUUAGUGCGGGAGGCUCUCUUUACUGCCUUCACCUGGCGAAAUGAGGUAUUUCGCCAAGUGGCCUAUAUAGCAGCAGGAACCAAGUCCGGCAAGGUAGUUAUUUUUAGUUUGUACUCAGACAGUGUUCGAGUAGAGUAUGUUGCUUCUGCAUCGGAUGCGGUUCGAAGUCUCAAGUGGAUCACUGUUGCAGAAGAUCGCAACUUGCUGUUGGUUGGUCUGUUGAACGGGAAAAUAGCAGCUUUAAGCUUUCGAACGUUACCCAAUUCAACUGUAGGGGAAUUCUUGCAGCUACCGGACAUUUGGACGGAAGAGGAUAGUUUGACUGUUUGUCAUAUGCAGUACGAAAUUGAUCUCGCUAACGAGCGUAUAUUAAUGUUGGCCGUCAAAGGAACGCAUUUGCUAGUUUUCACAACUAAUCUCGAUGGUGAAAUAAAAUCGGUGGCCAUUCAGAACAUGCACAAUUUUAUGAUAACAGGCCUCCAACAUCUCUUCAACUUUUACUAUGUUGUUUGUACCCUUCCUGGAUUGAUAUUUGGUGUGGAAAUCAAAUUCAUCAAAGGUGAUCAACUGGUGAUUGAGCUUAAUCCAAUAAAAACUGAUCUUAACGUGAGCAAAUUUUCAAUAUAUGGUGUAACCGCUACUAAAAAUCGUUCCUGUUGGUUGUUCCUUGGUUAUCCGUCGAAAAGUUUCGACCGGUUGAGUCUACGCACACCGACCGUCGUGUUCUUCUGUAAGUUUAGCGAUCGUGAUUCAUUGAAUAUUUUACUGGCAAACCAGUCACUUCGAAUGACUGAAUACUACGACUGCGCGGAAGUUAUUCGAUUCAGUGGCAAUCGCAACACAGCAACACUAAGUCAACUGGAAGCACUAGCGAACACUCGGCCGAGUGUUGAUGAUGCUUACGCGUAUCAUCUUAAAAUGCAACUUAUUCAACUUGGUGCACGGUUGAGCUAUUUCAAGAAACGUUGUCAAUCGAUAGCUGAAGUGUUGUUUCAACAAUCGCAAUUUGUUGCGAUGGUAAUUGAAAUUCUACAUGCGGCCAAAGUGAUAUACUAUUUCAUGUUCGUUCGUCAGUCCUUCCCCCAGUUGAGUUACAACCAACUGUUAACGAUUCGUUGCCUUCGUAACUACAUAAAAGAUUUCGUUGACGACAGCUUCCCAGGAGAUUUAGAGCAUGUUCACCUGUCACUCAAAACGGUAAUGGAAGAGGUACUUGCGCAUGCCAAUGAACUGCUGUCCAGCGCACCGCAGCAACCCUACCAUGAGGAGUGCUCAUUCUGUGGAGAAGCCAUCGCUGACACCAAGCAGAGUUGUCCGCAGAAUCAUCAAACCUUUCGCUGUUCUUUAACCAAGCAGCAAAUCCCAGUGCGGAAAGAGGAAACAAUGUGCGCUAUGUGCGACCGUAGCUCCCUGGAUGUUGAACUGUUAGGAGAGAUUUUCUACGGAGACGGUGGACAUUUAUCUAUCUAUUAUCGGUAUUGUUGUGUAUGUGAUUUGCCUUUCGAUAAACGCGUCUUGGUUUGACAAAUAAAUAUAUAGAACGCA